GAUGGAAAGCUAUCAUUCUUCGAGUUCAUCCGCGGCUGCCAGAGCUUGGGUGUGAGCCAAGGCGCCCGGCGCCUGUUUGGCGCAUUAGACUUAGAUCGAUCUGGCUUCAUCUCGCUGGCGGAGAUAGAUCCACCACUGGCAGAGAUGAUGACGAGCCUGUCUGUCACGAUUUGGUCCGUCUUCGGCACAGUGGAGAAGGCAUGGGUGAAAUGCUUCAACACGAAAGGCAAGCUGAGGAUCUCGGAGCAGGACUUCAUUGCCGCCACGCGGGAGCUCGGCUUCCGUGGCAAUGCAUCUCACCUCUUUUCAGAGCUGGCUACAGAGAAGGCCAGCACCGGUAUCUCCCGCGGGGAGUUUGGCUUCCUCCACAUUUGGAUCGCCAAUGGACAGCCUGAUCGCAUCGGCAGUGAAGAGAAAGAGUCUCGUUGGGCAAAGCCAGUGGAGCAGUGGCUGCCGCCUGUGAGUGCGCCAGAGGAGAAAGACUGGCGAAGACAAUUCAAGGCGCUGCUGCUCAAAUCCUACCAGAACUACGUGCGCGCCUGGCGCCAAGGGCUGGAUCGUGACCGGAAUGGGCAACUGGACUACAACGAGUUCAAAAUGGCCGUGAAAGAUGUCGGCUUCGCUGGGAAUGCCCGUGAGCUGUGGCAUCAGCUGGAUGAGAAUGGCAACGGGGUGGUGAGCCUUUGGGAGCUGGACCUCGACACAGCCGCACUGCUCCACGACUUCCACGAAUGUGCUGAAGCCAGCUAUGGAUCCUGGGAGGCCACGUGGCACGAAGUCAUGGACCUCAGAGGCGACGACCGAGUGAAGAUGGCCGACUUCCGAUUCGGUUGCCAGGCGAUGGGUUACAAAGGCGACAUUAACCUCAUGUUCGACCUGCUCGAUGUGGACCGGACGAAGUUCUUAUCAUGGAACGAGACCGCCUGGAUCUCCGGCGCGGAGAUACCGACAGUCCCGCCGACACGCAUCGAUGUUGGCAUGAAGACGAUCUCGGGGAAUUUCACCAAGCUCACAAAGCAGCAGCAGAGGCGAGCAGAUGCUGUGUCGCGCGACUUCCGCGUGCGCACGAAGCGUUUCGAGGGCCGCGCACGUGGAGAGCUUCCUGACAGCAGCCCCACUGCCGGCACCAGCAUCUUCGCACCCGGCUUGAAGUUCAACGAGCAUCUUCCCAAAGCUCGGUCUACGGGCGCGUUGCCGACUUCCGCUUCCAUGGCCUCGACCGCGACUUCCUGGCGAAGUCAGAAGACCUCCGAGCCCGAUCUUCCAGACUGGUACCUGAUCUCCGAGGGUCGCCUACAGUCUCCACAGCCGAAGCCGAAGGUGGAUCUUUCUUUCCCGUUGGCGCCACAAUGCCCCGGCAAGGGCGGCUGGCCCUGCCGAAAGCUGCGUCUUGUCGACACCUUCUGGGGUGGAAGCAAGGACAUCGGCAAGCUUCUUACACCUCUGAGCCAGGGGGCGGUUCUGCCAGACGAUUUGGAACGCUGGCAGAAGAUGAGUCUCCCGGACUAA
This is a messenger RNA of Symbiodinium sp. CCMP2456, 1509 nucleotides long. NCBI's taxonomy places the organism in Eukaryota, Dinophyceae, Suessiales, Symbiodiniaceae. The record is from the annotation of a GenBank genome assembly.